CCAGGCGCCCUACCUGCCGCGGGCCGCGCUCACCUGUGCCUGCCACAGCCCGACUCACCUGGCCAAGCCGAGGAGCAGUCGCCGGGCCGCGCCUCGCUGGGACUGCGAUGUGCCGGCCCUAGCUGCUGUCUGAGAGGAUGUCUGGGGUGUCCGAGCCCCUGAGCCGAGUAAAGGUGGGCACGUUACGCCGGCCCGAAGGUCCCCCGGAGCCCAUGGUGGUGGUACCGGUGGACGUGGAAAAGGAAGACGUGCGCAUCCUUAAGAUCUGCUUCUACAGCAACAGCUUCAAUCCCGGGAAGAACUUCAAACUGGUCAAAUGCACGGUGCACACGGAGAUCCGGGAGAUCAUCACCUCCAUCCUGCUGAGCGGCCGCAUUGGGCCCAACAUCCAGCUGGCCGAGUGCUACGGGCUGAGGCUGAAGCACAUGAAGUCGGACGAGAUCCACUGGCUGCACCCGCAGAUGACGGUGGGCGAGGUGCAGGACAAGUAUGAGUGUCUCCACGUGGAAGCCGAGUGGAGGUACGACCUUCAGAUCCGCUACUUGCCGGAAGACUUCAUGGAGAGCUUGAAGAAAGACAGGACCACGCUGCUUUACUUUUACCAACAGCUCCGGAACGACUACAUGCAGCGCUACGCCAGCAAGGUCAGCGAGGGCAUGGCCCUGCAGCUGGGCUGUCUGGAGCUCAGGCGGUUCUUCAAGGACAUGCCCCACAACGCGCUGGACAAGAAGUCCAACUUCGAGCUCCUGGAAAAGGAAGUGGGGCUGGACUUGUUUUUCCCAAAGCAGAUGCAGGAGAACUUAAAGCCCAAGCAGCUCCGCAAGAUGAUCCAGCAGACGUUCCAGCAGUACGCCUCGCUCCGGGAGGAGGAGUGCGUCAUGAAGUUCUUCAACACGCUCGCCGGCUUUGCCAACAUCGACCAGGAGACCUAUCGCUGUGAACUCAUUCAAGGAUGGAAUAUCACUGUGGACCUGGUCAUCGGCCCUAAAGGCAUCCGCCAGCUGACCAGUCAAGACGCAAAGCCCACCUGCCUGGCCGAGUUCAGGCACAUCAAGUCCAUCCGGUGCCUCCCGCUGGAGGAGGGCCAGGCGGUGCUGCAGCUGGGCAUCGAGGGCGCCCCCCAGGCUUUGUCCAUCAAAACCUCGUCCCCUGCGGAGGCUGAGAACAUGGCCGACCUCAUAGACGGCUACUGCCGGCUGCAGGGGGAGCAUGGAGGCUCUCUUAUCAUCCACCCCAGGAAAGACGGUGAGAAGCGGAGCAGCCUGCCCCAGAUCCCCAUGCUAACCCUGGAGGCCCGGCGGUCCCACCUCUCAGAGAGCUGCAGCAUCGAGUCAGACAUCUACGCAGAGAUUCCCGACGAGACCCUGCGAAGGUCCGGAGGCCCACAGUAUGGCGUCGCCCGGGAAGACGUGGUUCUGAAUCGUAUCCUCGGGGAAGGCUUUUUUGGGGAGGUCUAUGAAGGUGUCUACACGAAUCACAAAGGGGAGAAAACCAACGUGGCCGUCAAGACCUGCAAGAAGGACUGCACCCUGGACAACAAGGAGAAGUUCAUGAGCGAGGCAGUGAUCAUGAAGAACCUCGACCACCCACACAUCGUGAAGCUGAUCGGCAUCAUCGAAGAGGAGCCCACCUGGAUCAUCAUGGAGCUGUACUCCUACGGGGAGCUGGGCCACUACCUGGAGCGAAACAAGAGCUCCCUGAAGGUGCUCACCCUGGUCCUGUACGCGCUGCAGAUAUGCAAGGCCAUGGCCUACCUGGAGAGCAUCAACUGCGUGCACAGGGACAUCGCUGUCCGGAACAUCCUGGUGGCCUCCCCUGAGUGUGUGAAGCUGGGGGACUUUGGCCUUUCCCGGUACAUUGAGGACGAGGAAUAUUACAAAGCCUCUGUGACUCGUCUCCCCAUCAAAUGGAUGUCCCCAGAGUCUAUCAACUUCCGCCGCUUCACGACGGCCAGCGACGUCUGGAUGUUUGCCGUGUGCGUGUGGGAGAUCCUGAGCUUUGGGAAGCAGCCUUUCUUCUGGCUGGAGAACAAGGACGUCAUCGGGGUGCUCGAGAAAGGGGACCGGCUGCCCAAGCCCGACCUCUGCCCGCCUGUGCUGUACACCCUCAUGACCCGCUGCUGGGACUACGACCCCAGCGACCGGCCCCGCUUCACGGAGCUCGUGUGCAGCCUCAGUGACAUCUAUCAGAUGGAAAAGGACAUUGCCAUAGAGCAAGAGAGGAAUGCUCGCUACCGACCCCCCAAAAUCUUGGAGCCUGCAGCCUUCCAGGAACCCCCACCCAAGCCCAGCCGGCCCAAGUACAGACCCCCGCCGCAAACCAACCUUCUGGCUCCCAAGCUGCAGUUCCAGGAGGAGGACUUCAUCCGGCCCAGCAGCCGAGAGGAGGCCCAGCAGCUGUGGGAGGCCGAGAAGAUCAAGAUGCGGCAGAUCCUGGACAAGCAGCAGAAGCAGAUGGUGCUGGAUUACCAGUGGCUGCGGGAGGAGGAGAAGUCCCUGGACCCCAUGGUUUACAUGAACGACAAGUCCCCAUUGACCCCGGAGAAGGAGGUCGGCUACAUGGAGUUCACGGGGCCCCCGCAGAAGCCGCCGCGGCUGGGUGCGCAGUCCAUCCAGCCCACGGCCAACCUGGACCGGACCGACGACCAGGUGUACCUCAACGUCAUGGAGCUGGUGCGGGCCGUGCUGGACCUCAAGAACGAGCUCUGUCAGCUGCCCCCCGAGGGCUACGUCGUGGUGGUGAAGAACGUGGGGCUGACCCUGCGGAAGCUCAUCGGGAGCGUGGACGACCUCCUGCCCUCCUUGCCAUCGUCUUCACGGACAGAGAUCGAGGGGACCCAGAAGCUGCUCAACAAAGACCUGGCGGAGCUCAUCAACAAGAUGCGGCUGGCGCAGCAGAACGCGGUGACCUCCCUGAGCGAGGAGUGCAAGCGGCAGAUGCUCACGGCCUCCCACGCCCUGGCCGUGGACGCCAAGAACCUGCUCGACGCCGUGGACCAGGCCAAGGUCCUGGCCAACCUGGCCCACCCACCUGCAGAGUGACUGAGCACGGGGGCUGCCUGCGACUCCCACCCCCACCUGUCGUGUACCUUCCC
Molecule: messenger RNA, 3094 nt
Organism: Propithecus coquereli (Coquerel's sifaka)
Lineage: Eukaryota; Metazoa; Chordata; Mammalia; Primates; Indriidae
Gene: PTK2B
Product: protein tyrosine kinase 2 beta
Exons: 31
Coding region: 138-3041 (967 amino acids)
Biological process (GO): signal complex assembly; protein phosphorylation
Cellular component (GO): cytoskeleton; focal adhesion
Molecular function (GO): ATP binding; protein tyrosine kinase activity
Source: RefSeq, a predicted model, not a curated record